AUGCUCACCCAAUCAGCGUGCGCUCCUGGAAGGCGGGAAUUACAGAAGAGCCCAAAAGCCACGCCCCAUUUACCAAAACCAACCAAUCACCUCGAAGACCACGCCCCCUCACACCGCCCCCCGUCUCCAGGACGACGCCCGCCGCCAUUUGGGCGUGAGGCGGCGCCGCGGCAACUUCCGGCCAGGCCCAGCCCCGCUCCCCCAGCCCAGCCCCGGCCCCGCGGAGCUCCUGCGGCGGAGGUGGAGCGGGACGCGCAGGGUCCCCCCGCGGCGGCCGCGGCCGCCAUGGCCGCCGUGUGGCAGCAGGUGCUGGCCGUGGACGCGCGGUGAGCUCGGGGGG
Pyrgilauda ruficollis (rufous-necked snowfinch) is the source of this 340-nucleotide messenger RNA. Its product is annotated as alpha carbonic anhydrase 8-like. Lineage: Eukaryota; Metazoa; Chordata; Aves; Passeriformes; Passeridae. The record is from RefSeq and is a predicted model, not a curated record. The transcript is spliced from 2 exons. The coding region runs from base 1 to 330 and encodes 109 amino acids.